Penicillium paradoxum is the source of this 1578-nucleotide messenger RNA. RefSeq names its product SMI1/KNR4 family protein. The record is from RefSeq and is a predicted model, not a curated record. The transcript has 2 exons. NCBI's taxonomy places the organism in Eukaryota, Fungi, Ascomycota, Eurotiomycetes, Eurotiales, Aspergillaceae. Bases 1 to 1578 code for a protein of 525 amino acids.
AUGCCUAUCCAAUGGGUAGAUACUCGGGAUAAUUCCAUCAUGACACUCCCAAGACUGAUAAAAUCCUAUAUCGACAAAGAAGACCCAUCAUGCGCCAUACAUCACAUGUUGUAUCUAGCCGAACGCCUCCUCCUGUCCAAUCACCUCACUGAGGGCCAUUUGAUUGCCUCAGCAGUAUUCAGACUGAUAGAGGACUUCGAAACUACCGCCAAGGGCGAGCGGCUAGACCAUCAUAUCUACGUCCCAAACACUUUCGAAACCUUCUGGUAUUUGCACAAAUCAACCUUUCCCCGCCCGCAGAGGGUACCACCUUGGUGUCCAAUUCCUUCCGAAGGAUGGCUAGCUAAAGAGCAAUGGGAAAAAUACCGAGAAUGCACCCGUACAGGCUGGAUGCUGGAACACCUGGGACUCGCCGAGCCCAAGAAUCCACUUUCCAUCUGGCGUGAGACCGACGACCCAGCGAUGCUGGCGAUGUGUGCGCGACUGCUUGCGAAAACAACCACGCCGGGUACUUAUCCACCAGAGAAUUUAGCACGUGAGGCGCUUGGGGCUGCCCAGAAACUCUAUUCAAUCCCGGAAGUGCUAAAUGGUGAGAGUGGCAAGAAGCCAGACGAUAAAAGAAAACAUUCGUUAUUGGUGUACCCACGAUUGGCUAUCGAGCUUGCGAUCCGCGUAGGUGAACUGCAGACCGCCGCGGAUAUACUUGGUCAAGAACUGAGACGAGACGAGUCCAAGGCCGGGAACUCUGUGACGGGCUUUUUGAUGGUGCCUGGGAUCUAUGAUGUCUUGCCUUUGUUAGCUCGUGGUGGGAAGGAGAACAAUCCGUUCUUCAUUCCCAAAGAGGAUGCCGUGGUGAUGACGAGGGAGAUUACCGCCGUACUGGAGCUACGAGCUGAGCAUGGAAGACAGUGGGAGUUGGAUCCAUCAAAGGUUGGAUGGAGGGAGUUGUUGGACCGACUUUCCGAGGGAGCGUGGAAAGCGCAUAACAAAGAGUGCCGGGCGAUGGGGUGGAAGGGUCCGAAAGAUUUGUUGUUUGAGCCUGCCACUGAGAAGGAGAUUGCGGAGACAGAAGAACGUUUUGGUGAACUGCCUGCUGAUCUCAAAGAGAUGGUUCGCUUGUCGAAUGGAUUCAAGGGCGGUUGGCACUUCUUUGAAGGUGGCAUGACGGGCAUUCGCGGCAUGACCACGGAUGGACCCGGCUAUACAGACAUUGCAUAUGAUCAUUACGAUGAUGUGUUGGGAGAUUACACUACCCUCGGUAAGCUGAUCGAAAUACCGACUGCCACGACGAAUGAUGGAUUUGAUCAUUUCAUCAUUCUUCCUGGAGCUUGGAAAAAGGCCAUGGAGCUGUCGGGACAAGAUGUUAAAGAAGGUGAAUACCAAUACUGGCAAUGGACGGGUUGGUGGGCAUGCGACAUCUGUCCUUGGGAUUCUGUGCGAGACUAUGUUGCCGACUGCGUAGAACGUGUGGAGGAGAGGAUUGAGAAGGGACAAGAGGAAUAUUGGAAACCAGGCCCGAAUGCGCACUAUCCGGGAGAAGUUGAGACCACCGAGAAAGAGAAUCUUUCCCAAGAUUGA